AGAGAGACGGGUGCUGUGCGCACGGGAGAAAGCAAGAUAAGUGUGGGGGUGCGCACUUUUCCGCUCGUUUCUCGUGUUGUCUCGUUUGACUGUCCGUUGCAGCGCACUGCGCACCCACUCCCUCUUCCCAUUUAUAUAUUCGCUACUCCAUGUCAAUGCUCCCUCCACCACUCCCCAUGCAUCAUCUCCCUUAGAAAAAAAAAAUCUUAUAAAUAGAUUUCCCUCCUUGCAUAACCCCAUUUCCUCUUGCAAGAUUUUCUACUCUCUCUCUCUCUCUCUGUCUAUAUCUCUCUGUUUUGGAGAAGGAUUUCGAUGGCAGUACAGGCACAAUACCCGUCAAACGCUUUCAGCGUACGGAAUGGCGUUUUUGAAGAGCUUCAGAUGCAGUUUAUUCGUGAAAACCAGAGCGCGAAUCUUUUGAGAGGUUACAGUAAUCAAGCUGUACAGCAGCAGAUAUUGCAUGGAACAGUUUUCAGUGAUCAGGAAAGCGAGUUAACCUGCAAUGCGUCGGGAUCGAGAAAGAGAAAUCGAACUGAUCAGAUGACUUUAGGGCAACAACAGCAUUUCUGGCCUUUGGUGAACUUGCCGAAGGAAAAAAUCACGGCUGCUGAAAUUCCUCUCGGCGUACAGCUCUCGCACGAAGAAAAUCGAUUGCAUGAAUCUGCAGCGACUUCGACGAGCGGUCGAUCUGCUUGCGUUUCUCCAUCGCCUCUCGCGCAAGAUCUUCUCUCCUGUCUCUACCAACAAAACAUCGAAACCGAUGCUUUCAUCAGACUCCAGAACGAGAAACUUCGGUUGGGAUUGGAUGAGACGCGCAAGAGGCAUUUCAGAUCUCUGCUUUCGGUGCUGGAGCAGCAGGUCUUGAAACGGCUGAAAGAAAAGGAGGCAGAGCUCGAUAACGUCAGACGCAGAAACGCUGAGCUGGAAGAAAAGGUUAAGCAGUUGAGCGCAGAGAACCAGAUCUGGUGCCACGUGGCGAGGAACAACGAAGCAAUGGUCUCGAGCCUUCGCACGAACCUCGAGCAAGUCCUGCUCCAGAAUUCGGGGGCAGCGAAAGAAGGCUACGGUGACAGCAGCGGUGGGAUGAUGGUUGUGGCCGACGACGCGCAGUCGUGCUGUUACGAAGGAGAGGAAACCGAUACACAGAGAGCAGAACGGGAGAAUCGGGUCCUCAAGUAUCGGAAGACGUGCAAGGCGUGCCGGGAGAACGACGUAUCGGUUCUGCUGUUGCCGUGCCGGCAUCUCUGCCUCUGCAAGGACUGCGAGUCGAAGCUUGAUUCAUGCCCGAUAUGCAAGUCGACGAAGAACGCCAGCGUGCAAGUCUUCAUGUCGUGACGUUUCGGGUACGGGGAGCUACCUGCAAGUCCGGUACGUGCCGGUUGCCGAUAUGUAGAACUGUCGUUUCGGAUCCUUCUUUUUUUCUCCUUCGUUUUCGGUAUUUUCAGAGACAGUAAAGCAACUGAAUGUACGGAUAUGCAUUAUCACAGUAUAAGAACCGAUACCGAUAUUUUGUUGCCGUC
Molecule: messenger RNA, 1520 nt
Organism: Magnolia sinica
Lineage: Eukaryota; Viridiplantae; Streptophyta; Magnoliopsida; Magnoliales; Magnoliaceae
Product: probable BOI-related E3 ubiquitin-protein ligase 2
Exons: 4
Coding region: 313-1335 (340 amino acids)
Molecular function (GO): ubiquitin-protein transferase activity
Source: RefSeq, a predicted model, not a curated record